This is a messenger RNA of Salvia splendens (bonfire salvia), 1506 nucleotides long. Its product is annotated as high-affinity nitrate transporter 2.1. The record is from RefSeq and is a predicted model, not a curated record. The coding region runs from base 1 to 1506 and encodes 501 amino acids. Gene Ontology annotation, molecular function: nitrate transmembrane transporter activity. The transcript has 4 exons. NCBI's taxonomy places the organism in Eukaryota, Viridiplantae, Streptophyta, Magnoliopsida, Lamiales, Lamiaceae.
AUGAAAUGUCGUUGGUGCGAUCUAGAAGGUCAUAAUAGGAGGACAUGCAGCAAUGAUCCUCGGACAGAUGCCCGUUCUCAGGUUGGGGAGACUUCGCGUGAACAUGGUGACAGUACUUACCUGAAUCGUCAAACAAUCCCCAACGCCAAGAGCCUAAUGUUUCGAAUCCGAGACCAAACAGUCGGACAAGGACUCAUCCUCAGAGAUGCGGCCGCCACGGUGAUCAAGAUUGAUGGCCUUUACUUAUUAACGUUGUGCACUCCAGUGUUGUCUUCAAUAACCGGCCAUGUAUUUGCUGGUAGUGCUUAUGGCAUGAGCUAUAUCUGGCCUUCUUUCACCUUUCUGAUCUCAGCAAUGUCGUUCGUGUCCUCGGCGGGAGGAUACGUGGUGGUGUGGUUCAUGAUCUGGUUCUCGCUGGCGACAUUCGUGUCGUGCCAGUACUGGAUGAGCACGAUGUUCAACAGCAAGACCAUAGGGACGGUGAAUGGGACAGCCGCCGGGUGGGGGAACAUGGGAGGCGGCGCCACCCAGCUGAUCAUGCCGGUGUUGUACGACAUCAUCAAGAAGACGGGGUCCACACCUUUCACCGCGUGGAGGAUCGCAUUUUUCAUUCCAGGGUGGCUUCAUAUAAUUAUGGGGAUUCUGGUUAUGACAUUAGGCCAAGACUUGCCUGAUGGAAACCUGAGCACCCUCCAGAAGAAGGGGAAUGUUGCCAAGGACCAAUUUGGCAAGGUCUUGUGGUAUGCUGUUACCAACUACCGGACAUGGAUCUUCGUCCUCCUCUACGGCUACUCCAUGGGUGUCGAGCUGUCCACUGACAACGUCAUCGCUGAGUACUUCUACGACAGAUUUGAUCUGAAGCUCCACCUCGCCGGUAUUAUCGCUGCCACUUUCGGGAUGGCCAACCUCCUUGCUCGUCCCUUUGGCGGAUUUGCUUCUGAUUAUACAGCCAGAUAUUUCGGAAUGAGGGGCAGAUUGUGGACGCUUUGGAUCCUCCAGACGCUUGGCGGUGUCUUCUGUCUUCGGUUGGGAAGGGCAGAUUCUCUUCCUCUGGCGGUCGCCUUUAUGAUCAUCUUCUCCAUCGGAGCGCAGGCUGCCUGCGGAGCCACCUUCGGAGUCAUCCCUUUCGUGUCUCGGAGAUCGCUCGGAAUCAUCUCUGGGCUGGCCGGGGCGGGAGGAAACUUCGGAUCAGGAUUGACACAGCUGCUGUUUUUCUCGACUUCGAAAUACACGACAGAGGAGGGAUUGGAGUACAUGGGGAUAAUGAUAAUAUGCUGCACUCUGCCGGUCAUGUUAGUGCAUUUCCCGCAGUGGGGAAGCAUGUUCCUUCCUCCCAACAACAAGGCUUCCGAAGAGCACUACUACACCUCCGAGUAUACAGAGGAAGAGGUCCAGAAGGGAAUGCACCACAACAGCCUCAAGUUCGCCGAGAACAGCCGCUCCGAGCGCAGCAGCCGCAUCGCCUCCGCCCCAACCCCACCCAACGCUACUCCCAACUAUGUUUAA